Molecule: messenger RNA, 735 nt
Organism: Suillus plorans
Lineage: Eukaryota; Fungi; Basidiomycota; Agaricomycetes; Boletales; Suillaceae
Exons: 2
Coding region: 1-735 (244 amino acids)
Source: RefSeq, a predicted model, not a curated record
AUGCAAGCCGCACCCAACGUGACUAAACUCCCAUCUCCACUCAAUCAGCCCUCUCAUUCUCCCCCUUACCACACACCUACUGGCUCAUCGCACGGUGAGAGUGUGACUGCAGUGGACAUGGACUACGUCUCAUAUAAGCGGGACUCAUAUCAAUCUAAUGGAAGCUCCUCCCUUAGGGUUCCCAGUCUGCCGCCCACUGUGCGGAAAGCCAUUGUCACCAACAAUGCUCGUGUCACGCCGCCUGCAGUCAGCAAAUUUGCAAGCAAUACACCUCCCCUGCAGGCCAUGAAGACCCGAACUCCCGACAAGUCGCUGCCUGUCCACGAAGAGCCAGAAGACGAUAUCGCAACCUCUAAGAACGGCGACGACUAUGCUCAUGGGAAUGACUAUAAUGAGGAUGGUGAUAAUGACACUCUCAUAGAAAAUGACAAUGACUUUCCUGUCGACGCUUACCCGAACCAUACUCUGCCAGGUAAUACCCCACGCAGCCUGCAAAUGCGCCUCUCAAGCCUCAUAAAGCACCACCGCAAUGGCAGCACAGACCGUCUUGGCCUCCGAAGCUUCGACACAGCCGUCUUUGAAAAGCCUCCCACCAGGUUUACUGAGGAGCGCCGUGAAUUGCCUGCACUUCCGGUGAUCAUCACUUAUUCGUUGAUGUCGUUUGCUCAGUUCCCUGCAUUUUGGCACACGACCUGCAGUCUCCAUAUGUUUGCAGUUUCUGUUGUCAAGAAGUAG